Molecule: messenger RNA, 354 nt
Organism: Aureobasidium vineae
Lineage: Eukaryota; Fungi; Ascomycota; Dothideomycetes; Dothideales; Saccotheciaceae
Source: the annotation of a GenBank genome assembly
AUGGGUGGCUUGCAUGCUGUCGAAGACCGCCCUACGCCCAAGGAGGUGUACAACUGGAGAUUGUAUACAGAAGCUUUGAUCAUUGCGACCGGAUCCUUGCUCUUCAAGAGCGACUUCGGAAUUACAAAAGCUACGGCUGCCGGCAUCUCGAGCAAUAUCACCUCUGCGUUCCAAGCAGGAGCCUUUNUUGGCGCCCUCUUCUGCUACUUCCUCACCGAGCGUGUCGGCCGUAAAUGGGCUCUUCAGGCAAACGUCGUAGUGUUUAUUGUCGGCGCCGUGUUGAUGACUGUGGCCACUCAUCAGCUUUCAUUCAUUUNNGUAAGAUACCCAUGCCUUCCAGCACGGCUCAACUGA